AACCAUCCAGUAAAAAGCCAUUGUACUAACGGGGAUCGUACUGAAGGCUACAGAAGUGAAUGCUCUAGCUAACUACGUGUUUGACUGUUUUUUUUUUAAUCUGCGUAACACCCAAACAGCAUUAAAUAUUUGAAAAGUGAAAAUAAAGCGUGUUGUCGAAAAAGGAAAACAAGACGUUGGCACAGGCCGAACGACGACAGUUUUUCACCAGGGACGUUCACGUUACGCUUGGCGGAGGAAUUCAACCGACUUUUGUAGACAGCGGAAGAGGAAAACGCGCCGCCGUAUUCCGUACCAAUUUCACAUUCCCUUUAGCGUUAGAUAUCUUUGUUUUACCGUCUGUGUUCGGCUUUUCUCUUAGGUCUGUGCCCUUAUUUAGAUGGCAAGCUUUCCAGACUCUAUUAACGAAAAUGAUAUAGGUAAGGCGAAGUUCAUCGGUGAACUGCGGGUGCCUGUUGCUCCUUUCGACCAAAAGUCUGGGCGCGAGACUUGGACAGUAGCUUUUGCACCCAAUGGUUCCUACUUUGCUUGGUCUCAGGGGCAUCGCAUUGUCAGGCUCAUACCCUUGACAAAAUGUCUGAAGAGCUUUUCUGUGGCCAAAGCUGGAGAGUCAACCAAUGCCUCGAGCUUGGGUUGUCGGUCUGGUCAGAACAGCUUUGGCGGCCAGGUAAUCCCAGCUGCCGACGAGCCCCGCGAACACACAAUUGACUGCGGUGACACCGUCUGGGGCCUGGCCUUUGGCUCCUCGGUGCCGGAGAAGCAGAGCCGCUGUGUUAACAUUGAGUGGCACCGCUUCAGGUUUGGUCAGGACCAGCUGCUUCUGGCAACAGGCCUCAACAAUGGUCGCAUCAAGAUCUGGGAUGUGUACACUGGAAAACUGUUGCUGAAUCUGAUGGACCAUACUGAUGUAGUGCGAGACUUGACCUUUGCUCCUGAUGGCAGUCUUGUGCUGGUCUCUGCAUCCAGAGAUAAGACCCUCCGUGUGUGGGACCUUAAAGAUGAUGGUAACAUGGUGAAGGUUCUGCGGGGGCAUCAGAACUGGGUGUACUGCAGCGCCUUCUCCCCUGACUCGUCGAUCCUGUGCUCAGUCGGCGCAGGCAAAGCAGUGUUCCUAUGGAACAUGGAUAAGUACACCUUGAUGGGGAAGCUAGAGGGGCACCACAAUGAUGUGGUGUCAUGUGAGUUUUCACCAGAUGGGGCGCUUUUGGCCACCGCCUCUUAUGACACCCGGGUCAUCGUGUGGGACCACCAAAAGGGCACCGUUCUGCUGGAGCUGGGCCAUCUCUUCCCUCCUCCAUCACCAAUUUUUGCUGGAGGGGCAAAUGACCGCUGGGUUCGCUCUGUGAGCUUCUGCCCUGACGGCCGCCACAUUGCCAGCAUCACUGAUGACAGGCUGGUUCGUUUCUGGAGCAUCGAGGAAAGAGCCCCUCAGGCCAUCGCCUCUCUGCCUAAUGGCCUCUGCUGUGCCUUUUCGGCUGAAGGGAGUGUCCUUGCUGCUGGGACUCGUGACGGUGCGGUGCACUUCUGGGAGUCUCCUCGCAGCAUUGGCAGCCUGCAGCACAUGAGUAGGAUGUCUCUCCGUCGGGUGAUGAGCACCCAGCAGGUGGAGGCCCUGGCCAUUCCCACGCCGCUCCGUGACUACCUGACCUACAAAGUCAUCUAACCCACAGCACCAACUGUUCUUGUCACAGCAUCAUCUGGCUGAAAAA
This is a messenger RNA of Etheostoma cragini (Arkansas darter), 1709 nucleotides long. RefSeq names its product WD repeat and SOCS box containing 1 (gene wsb1). Gene Ontology annotation, molecular function: protein binding. The transcript has 9 exons. NCBI's taxonomy places the organism in Eukaryota, Metazoa, Chordata, Actinopteri, Perciformes, Percidae. The record is from RefSeq and is a predicted model, not a curated record. Gene Ontology annotation, biological process: intracellular signal transduction. Bases 380 to 1663 code for a protein of 427 amino acids.